This is a messenger RNA of Perca flavescens (yellow perch), 2442 nucleotides long. RefSeq names its product activating transcription factor 6 beta (gene atf6b). Gene Ontology annotation, cellular component: nucleus. Gene Ontology annotation, biological process: endoplasmic reticulum unfolded protein response; regulation of transcription by RNA polymerase II. The transcript has 17 exons. NCBI's taxonomy places the organism in Eukaryota, Metazoa, Chordata, Actinopteri, Perciformes, Percidae. Bases 258 to 2363 code for a protein of 701 amino acids. The record is from RefSeq and is a predicted model, not a curated record. Gene Ontology annotation, molecular function: DNA-binding transcription factor activity, RNA polymerase II-specific; RNA polymerase II cis-regulatory region sequence-specific DNA binding.
UUGCGAAGGAAAAGGGAAGAGCCCAAACAGACAAAUCACUCGGAGAUACAAACGGAUAAAUAUAUCACUUUUCCCACGGAGGAAACACCCCUUUAUUUUGAAUUAUAAAUGAUAUCCAUGCCUGAUAUCACUCCGGUACCUUAAUGCUAAAAAAAAUAGCGUCCGUAUUGUGUUUCUGUUUGUUUGUUUAGCUAGCUGCUAUCACGUCGCUAUCUGACUGCAGCCAACUGCUCUCCAAACACACCGCCUUUGUGGCUAUGAGUACGGAUUUACUAUCUGAUUUGGACACUCGUUUCUUCGCUGAUAAUCUCCUGACAAGCGAAGAUUGGGAUGCCUGCCUGUACCAGUGUGAGAGCAUGGAGGAGGGAGAGGACGCCGACUUCAGCCGGGGGUUGAAAUACGAACCAUCGUUUGACAAUGACCUCGUGCUCACCCUCGAUCCUGACAACCCCACGUCGCCAUGGCGACACCUUGACGACAACCUUCUCACAGGAGAAGCGCCCGUGGUAAAAAGUGAAAUGACCAUCACUCAGCCGUUACCCGUGGAAAUGUUGUUCCAGGUGAAAGCAGAGCCUCCCUCUCCGGCAUCCUCGCUCGCGUCCGAAUGCUCCGCGUCGUCUCCAGACCCACAGAUCACCGUUAAGGGGGAAAACCCUCCGACUCCUCCGUACAUGUACGGAGACGUGCUGUCUCCCCCGCUGGGCGCCAUGGAGGUCACCGUGGCAACAACAGCUGUACCCCGACCACAGACGCAGCUUCAGACGCCGAUCCCGGCAGUCGUCGGUGGAAUGCAGACGCAGGCUGCAGUUCUGCCCGGUUCGGCCACAUUAAAGGCCAGCACCAUCCUGAGCACCAAACCUGCCAUCCAGCCCAGACCGGUGUGUGUCACCACCCUCCCCGUCCCCCAGACCCCCGCACCAGCCAAGACCCUCAUACUGCAGGGCCUCCCCUCCAUGGACCAGAGCAGACCUGUUGUCUUGUCUCAGUCUGUCUGUCUUGGCUCGGCUCCGGCCAUCGUAAAGAUGGAGCCCGUCUCUCCGAGCAUCCCCCAGCACUGCGCCAGCCCCACCGCGCCGCCCAGCAGCAAACCCAUCGUCCCGGCGACGACGGCGGCGCUACCCGGCAACAACUCCAACGAUAUCGACAUGAAGGUGCUGAAGCGGCAGCAGAGGAUGAUCAAGAACCGGGAGUCGGCCUGCAUGUCGAGGAAGAAGAAGAAGGAGUACCUGCAGAACCUGGAGGCUCAGCUCCGGGAGGCCCAGCAGGAGAACGAACGCCUCCGCCGGGAGAACCAGACGCUGAGGGAGAGACUGGCCGGGAGAGAGGGCAGCGACUCGGCGAGCAACAAGAGAGCCGUGUGUGUCAUGGCCGUCCUGCUGUUCAUGACGUUCAGCUUCGGACCCGUCAGCAUCACGGACAGGAAGCUGUCGGGCCUACAGGACGGUGCGGUGUCGUAUACGGGACGACGGCUGCUGGAGUUUGAACAACAACAACAACAACAACAACAACAACAACAACAUAAGCAGCAGCAGCAGGCGGCGUCUCGGCCUCCGAGCAGAGUGGAGGACAGAACGGAGACGGAGGAGGACGCGGGAGACGAGGCUGCCGAGGCCUUUCAGUUCAGGAACCUGAGCGAUGUGUUCAGUGACAUGAAGGAUCUGGUGCUGCAGGACAUCGACCGGUACUUCAGCUCCUCAGACUGCAGACAGUUCAACCGCUCCGAGUCUCUCAGGCUGGCAGAUGAGCUGAGGGGCUGGGUCCAUCGGCACCAGAUCGACAGGAAGAAGUCUGGAGGAAAACCAAAAAUCGCCAAGAAGGCCAAAAUCGCCCAGAAAGCCCAGCUGAGGAAGACGAACUUCUCCAGAUAUCUGCCGAUUCAGGCUCACCGCUCCUUGGAAAGCCAGCUGCAGGUGCUUCCUGGUCCCGAGGUCACCUACAGCGACUUCAUGGACGCCAUCGACCGCAGAGAGGACACUUUCUACGUCGUCUCCUUCAGACGGGAUCACCUCCUGUUACCGGCCAUCAGCCACAAUAAGACCAGCCGGCCGAAAAUGUCUCUGGUGAUGCCGGCCAUGUCCGUGAACGAGAGUCUCUAUAACUCCUCUCAGGGUUACGAGAUGAUGAUGCAGGUCGACUGCGAGGUCAUGGACACGCGCAUCGUCCCCAUCAAGUCCUCGGCCGUCCCGCCUUCUCUCCGCGACCCGCCCCCCCCCCCUCCUCCCACCACAACCACCAUCACCACGGCAACCACACCUCGCUGCGAGGGCGCCACCACCAUCACCCCGCGCCCUCCUCUUCGUCGUCUUCCUCCUCCUCUCCGGGUCAGCCUUUACCCGCCCGUCGACGGACAGCUGAAUAUUUAAUCAGCCAAUCAGAAGGGGUCUGAUGAGGCAAGAAGGGAUGAUGAGUUUGAUGGUUAAAGGACAGACAUCUUUUUAAAAA